This is a messenger RNA of Episyrphus balteatus (marmalade hoverfly), 1327 nucleotides long. RefSeq names its product lipase 3-like. Bases 29 to 1225 code for a protein of 398 amino acids. Lineage: Eukaryota; Metazoa; Arthropoda; Insecta; Diptera; Syrphidae. Gene Ontology annotation, biological process: lipid metabolic process. Gene Ontology annotation, molecular function: hydrolase activity, acting on ester bonds. The transcript has 3 exons. The record is from RefSeq and is a predicted model, not a curated record.
GGCAUUAGUCUUUGAUUAGUAAUUGAAAAUGAACUUAAGUUGGAUUGUGUUGGGGACUCUUGUUACCCUCGUUGCAUCUGCCCCAGAGGGUAGGAAAAGUAGCAUAACCACGGAAUCAUUGGUAAGAGGUUAUGGAUAUCCUUUUGAAAAAUACACCGUUCAGACAUCUGACGGAUACAAAUUGGGCCUUCACAGAAUUCCCUAUUCACCUAAAUUGAACAAUUCAAUGGAACACCGUCCAGUUGUUUUUCUUAUGCACGGAGUGUUAAGCUCAUCUGCUGAUUGGGUUGUCGUAGGACCAUUAGAUAAUGCAUUGGCUUUCGUUCUUUCGGAUGCCGGCUAUGAUGUUUGGUUGGGCAAUGCUCGUGGAAACACUUAUUCUCGAAAGCACGUCCUUCGCAAUCCACUCUUUAAAAGUUUUUGGAACUUUGAUUGGCAUGAAAUUGCCAUGUACGAUUUGCCAGCUAUGAUUGAACAUGUUUGCUCUGUGACAGGAGAGGAAAAAGUCACAUACAUUGGUCACUCACAGGGAACUACUACGUUCCUUGUACUAAAUUCAUUAAACACAGACUUCAAGCACCGUAUCAAGUCGGCUCAUUUGUUGGCACCAGUGGCUUACAUGGAACAUUUGCAGUCUCCCGUUUUCAAAUGGACUUCUGGAAUAAUGGGACUACCGAACUAUUCACCUUAUUUUACUGGCAGCAUGGAAAUUAUGCCAAAUUCGAAAUUAAUGGAAGUACUUGGUUAUUCUGUAUGCACUGCAAAAGCAGCCGUUGUUUCAGUUUGUGCAAAUCCCUCUUUCCUUCUUGGGGGCUGGGAUACUGAAAAUCUUAAUGAGAUUAAAGUUCCUGAUAUAAUGGCUGUAAAUCCAGCUGGAUCGUCUGUAAAUCAGAUCUACCACUACAUGCAGGUUAAGCAAUCUGGAAAAUUCCGUCAAUUUGAUUAUGGUUUAGCUCGUAAUUUGGCAAAAUAUGGCUCUAAAAAGCCUCCACUAUAUCCACUUGCUAAAAUCGAUGUUCCAAUCUAUCUUUACUAUGCUCAAAAUGAUUAUCUAGCUGCAGUAGAAGAUGUGGAGAGACUUAUUAAAGAACUGCCUGAAACAAGUGUUAAGCAAACCUACGCGGUUCCACACCCAAAAUGGAAUCAUUUUGACUUUUUGUGGGGACUGAAUGUUAAGGAACAAGUCUAUGAUACUCUUAUGGAGAAUUUGGCUGAAAUUGAAUAAAAUGAGAUGCCUACAUAUUUUUAUUGAGCUAUUUAUAUAGCAGUUUAUGUAUGUACGCGUUUUAAAAAAUUUUCAAAUUCAAUUUAGUUCUGAAAUGUUUUA